Messenger RNA from Acanthopagrus latus (yellowfin seabream), 5170 nucleotides. Its product is annotated as heat-stable enterotoxin receptor. Gene Ontology annotation, molecular function: ATP binding; protein kinase activity; peptide receptor activity. NCBI's taxonomy places the organism in Eukaryota, Metazoa, Chordata, Actinopteri, Spariformes, Sparidae. Bases 233 to 3460 code for a protein of 1075 amino acids. The transcript is spliced from 27 exons. Gene Ontology annotation, biological process: receptor guanylyl cyclase signaling pathway; cGMP biosynthetic process; protein phosphorylation. The record is from RefSeq and is a predicted model, not a curated record.
GAGAGGACAGGUGAGCAGCCACUCAGAGGGAGCGUGAAUCCGAGGAGUGAACAACUCGGACAAAGACUUGGGUUCUGAAUAGAGACCCGCGCACUGUCUCUUUUCAGGAGGAAGCUCUUGGAGAGUUUGGUGACUCCUCUGCACUACAGACAAGCUGGACCGUGGAGCAGGAGCAGUGAAAAGCAGAAAACCUUUAUCAGAUCAUGGACUGUUAGGACCGUCAGGGCUGAAAAUGGGAUCAGGGUGGUGGUGGUCAUGUUUGUGCGUCUUGGGGAUCCUCGCUGCUCCAUGUCGGGGCGCCAGAAACUGUCUGGAAGGGAUUACAAUCAAUGUGAUCCUGCUGGAGGACAACAAGUCUCCCUGGAGUCUGAACUUUGUGGAAGGUGAAAUACUGAAGGCGAUAGAGACAAAUAACGGCAUUAAUACUCCAGGUGUGAACUUAAAUCUGACGGCUAACUUUCGAGCGCUCAACCUGACCUAUCAGCAACAUAAAACCUGCCAGAACACCAAUUGUGCUGGAGUGGAGCAGAUAAAGAGCAUGAUCAGUUCAAACGAGCUGGGAUGUGCCGUGCUCGGGCCAACCUGCACCUUCGCUACCUACACCAUAGUUAAUGCGGAGAGAGGUCUGAAGCUCAGUACACCCAUCAUCUCGGCUGGCAGCUUUGGCACCUCCUGCGACGACACCCUCAACUUGCAGCGCCUGCUGCCACCCGCACGCAAGGUCUCUGACUUCUUCAUCAAUUUCUGGAAAAACGAGAACAAGUUCAAACCUCAGUGGGAGUCUGCAUAUGUUUACAAGAGGGAGAGCAACACUGAGGAUUGCUUUUGGUAUAUAAAUGCACUGGACCAAGGCAGUUUUGCACAAACUAUUCAAGUAAUGGUGGUGCUGCGCACGCAAGAUGAACUGAAAGAAGUACUUAAAUCACCCAAAAACAGGACAAGCAACUUGUUCAUCAUGUGUGGAUCACCAGUGGACAUACUGGAGGUGAAAAGUGGGAUCAAUGGGGCGGACAACGGUGACAUCCUCUUCAUCCUCAUCGAUCUUUACAAUGACCAGUACUACACCAACACAUCGUCAGUGUCAUCCAUGAAGAACGUGUUGGUGCUCACGAUGCCCAACACCAGGAGCUACACUAUCAACACACACCCUGAGGGCAACAACACGAUGAAUGAUUACAUUGCUGCGUACCAUGACGCGGUGCUGCUGGUCGGCCAGGUGAUGAGAAACAUCAGUGCAAAGAAUCUGUCAGAGAUUGAGAACAUGGAGUACGUCAAUGCGAACUACUUCAGAAACAUCUCCUUUAAUGGUUUAGCUGGAAACUACAAGCUGGACGCUCACGGAGACAGAGAUGUGGUUUUCUCAGUCAUCUACACCACCACUGACAACAAGUUCAGAACUUUAUAUGAAUUUGACACCGAAAACAAUGAAAGCAGAGUGGUCGAGACAGAGCCUUUCUUCAUCUGGGGAAGUCGACUUCCUAACUACAAACCAGAAGGAGGCCCUACAUAUUACAAUGUCAUCGUCAUCGUGUUGGCCGUCACAGUGGUGGUGGUGGCCUCCAUCGCCUUCCUUUUCUACAGACAGAACAGGAGAGAUCGUCUGAUUAGGAAUCGCUGGUCGCACAUCCCCUCUGACUUCAUCACGCUUCUGGAGGAGAAUGAACUCAACGUCAUCUCUCUUAAGAUUGAAGACGAGAGGAAAAAAGCAGAUUUCAAGAUCCGCAGUGCGCUGUACGAUAAGAAGAUUGUGAUUCUAAAGGAGCUGAAGCACUCAGACGGGAACUUCAGCGAGACCCAGAUGAUAGAACUCAACGCGCUGCAGCAAAUCGACUAUUACAACCUCACUAAGUUUUAUGGCACGGUGAAGUUUGAUCAGGGUGUGUUCGGAGUGUUUGAGUAUGGAGAGAGGGGGUCACUCAGGUACGUGCUGAACGACAAGGUUUCGUACCCAGAGGAGACCUUCAUGGACUGGGAGUUCAAGAUCUCCGUCAUGUACGACAUCGCCAAGGGCAUGUCCUACCUCCAUGCCAGUGACAUCCAGGUGCACGGUCGCCUCAAGUCCACCAACUGUGUGAUGGACAAUCGCAUGGUGGUGAAAAUCACUGACUUUGGCUGCAACACCUUUCUCAGCCCCAUCAGAGACUUGUGGACUGCUCCGGAGCAUCUGAGGCAAGAGGGCACCUCUCAGAAAGGGGACGUCUACAGCUUUGCCAUCAUCGCUCACGAGAUCGUUCUCAGAAAGAGCACCUUUUACACCGAGAAAUGCUCUGACAGAGCAGAAAAGCUUUCCAGGGUCAUCACGUCCUACUUCAGACCUGAUCUUAACUUAGACACGGCCUCAGAGAAAGAAUCAGAGAUGUACAUGUUGAUAAAAAGCUGUUGGGAUGAGGAUCCAGAAAAAAGACCGGACUUUAAGAAGGUGGAGAACUUACUGGGGAAAAUAAUCAGUAAAAUCCAUAACCAGGACAAUGAGAGCUACAUGGAUAACAUGAUCAGGCGGCUGCAGAUGUAUUCCAGAAACCUGGAGCACCUGGUGGAGGAGAGAACGGUCCUCUACAAAGCUGAGAGGGACAGGGCCGACCACCUCAACUUCAUGCUGCUGCCUCGGCCUGUGGUGAAAAGCCUGAAGGAGACCGGUGCGGUGGAGCCAGAGCUGUACGAGGAGGUGACCAUAUAUUUCAGUGACAUAGUCGGUUUCACCACUCUGUGCCAGUACAGCACGCCCAUGGAAGUCGUGGACAUGCUCAAAGACAUCUACGAGGGCUUCGACAGCAUCGUCGACCACCACGACGUGUACAAGGUGGAGACGAUUGGCGAUGCCUACAUGGUGGCCUCUGGGCUUCCUAAUCGAAAUGGGAACAGGCACGCGGUGGACAUCUGUCGCAUGGCGCUGGACAUCUUGGCCUUCAUGGGUACCUUCCAGCUCAGACACCUGCCUGGUAUCCCUGUGUGGAUACGCAUCGGCGUGCACUCAGGUCCCUGUGCAGCAGGUGUUGUUGGGAUAAAGAUGCCCAGAUAUUGUUUAUUUGGAGACACAGUCAACACGGCAUCUCGUAUGGAGUCCACAGGGCACCCCCUGCGGAUCCACGUCAGUCAGCCUACUAUAGAAAUCCUACAGAGGACAGACUGCAAGUUUGAGUAUGAGAUGAGAGGAGAAACCUAUCUGAAGGGUAAAGGCACAGAGACAACCUACUGGUUGACAGGAGAGACGGGCGAAGACUACGACCUCCCAACUCCACCCACAGCAGAGAACUUCCAGCGGCUCCAGCAGGACCUCGCCCAGAUGAUACUGGCGUGUCUGGAGCGCCGCCGCCGGGGCUCCGUCCGCAGGAGGAAGCCGCUCUCGAGUCAGAGCAAGGAGGACGACGAGGACCGGGUGUCAGAGGUAGAGUCUGAGGGGGGCCCUCCGGAGUACCUGCAUCUGGCCACGGUGGAUAACACCCUCAGUACCUUCCUGUAGUGCACAAGUCCAGCCCUGUCACAGUCUGAAAUCAGAACUCCCAGCCUUGUUCUGUGCUCCUCGUGCUGCCUAUUGAAUCCCUGGUUAGAACAGCAAGGAUACAUGUGAAGAUAACAGGGAGCCGGGCAGGGACAUGAGCUGUUUUUUGUGAAACAGAUCCUAUUCAUUGAUCGAUGAAGAUGUCAUUUAUUUUCUGCUUGGUCUGAAACUGGGUCAUGUGGAGCUUAAAGGAUCCCGGUACAGUAUGUGGGACAAGAUACUGCCACUUUUCCAACUGCUUAAAAAUGUCUGUGGCAUUUUUGAAGGGAAAUGGUGAGCAUGUGUCUGUGGGAAAGCAAGACAAGAUGAAGGAAUGAAUUAGUGGCAUAAAAAUAGACGCAUUUAUCCAGCCUACGUGCAGCAACGUACGGGAAUUACUUAUGAGGCACUUCUCUUAUUACAUGAUUAAUCACAUGUGUGCUUUGAGCAGGAAUAACCAGAUCAGAUUUCACAUGCAUCUGCCAUCUGCAUAUUGUUCAUUCUUGAAAAAAUCGGGACAUUUUGCCAGUGUGUCAGUCUGCAAGAACACAUAAUUAAGAAUUUUUAAGUUACAUUUAUUGAUGCUAAAUCCCUAAAAUUCCCAUUUUUCCCAGCAGUUAUUAAGGGAAAAUUAACAAUGAAACAAUGAAACAACUGGAGCUGGGAGGUGGUGCAGGCAGUACAGAUGACUGUGAAGAGACUGCCACAAAACCAGGUUUCAAAUGUAAAUAACAGCUAUCUAUGAGGUCUGGACUCACCUGUGUCUGACAUCCAAGAUCUCUUAAUCUAACUGAUUAAAAUGAUCUUUGGAGCUCCCUUGAAGCUUAAAAGCAGGUUUUAGUUGCAAAUAAUUUGAUAAAGUGUUGAGUCUUAAGUUUGAGAGUAAAAGUACACAUUUCUAUCUAAGUCACGAUUGCGCUCAUAACAGUUUUAAAUAUAGCAAUGUUUUAUAUGUACAUUUUAUUCUACACUGCUUAGUUUCUAUGAAUUUAUAUUUUUUACCCAGAUUACACGUCUGCAGACAACUGCUUUUUGACCUCAGUUGCAUCUCUAAUGGACCACUAGCUGUACAGUUUAAUCACUGAGAUUAAGAGUGGACAAUUUAAAGGGUAACCUCACCAGUUUUACACAUUACAGGAUAUUUACAGAUCUUGAGGAUUACUGAUGCACAUGUCAAAAUGUAGUAUAAAGCCCUUUGUGACUCCAGAGGAGGCUGCGUGAAAUCUGAUAAAAUGCCUCUGAUGCAGCAGUUUUAGGGAAUGAUGCUGUUUUCCCCACUUUCCCAGUGUCGGAAACAAAUAAAUGCCUCAAGACAGACUGUUGUUAUUAUAUAUUUGGUGUGAUCUAAAGUUGUAUCAAACAACAACACAGGCUAUCUUAGCUCAACUAUUGAGUGUCUAUUGGAGGGGCUGAGUGUGCGUCUCUCUCCAUGUUUUGUCUGAGAGGAGGCCUGCCGUCUCUGAUUUGGAAACCCUCUGGUUUGGGAGUUGACUACUGAACAGGCCGUUGACUUAUAACUGACUUUGUUAUUUCUGUGAUGUAGAGUGAGCGCUAACAUGUGGGCUCAUCACGAUCAUGUCAUUCUUGUAGCAGUCAAGAAAACGAUUUUCAAAUCUGUAUUUUAAACCAAAGGACAAAGAUUUAUUUUUGUUGAGAAUGGUGACAUUCAUUUACAUAAAAUUAAAAAAAAAA